Molecule: messenger RNA, 2030 nt
Organism: Carcharodon carcharias (great white shark)
Lineage: Eukaryota; Metazoa; Chordata; Chondrichthyes; Lamniformes; Lamnidae
Product: histone-lysine N-methyltransferase SETDB1-like
Exons: 8
Coding region: 1-1587 (528 amino acids)
Biological process (GO): negative regulation of gene expression; heterochromatin organization
Cellular component (GO): nucleus
Molecular function (GO): protein binding; histone H3K9 methyltransferase activity
Source: RefSeq, a predicted model, not a curated record
AUGCCCGUAGCUGUUGCCACGACAACGGCGACGGCGCCUCAGAGGUGCUUGAUUGGUCCUGAAGCGUUUGGGGAUGUGAAAGGUAAGAUCCUGACCGACGAUUUUGCGGACAAGGAGGGGCUGGAGAUGGGCGACGAGUAUUUUGCCAACCUGGACCACAUCGAGAGCGUGGAGAAGUACAAGGAGGGCUACGAGAGUGACGCCAAGUGCUCGUCCGACAGCAGCGGCGUGGACCUGAAGGAGGAGCACGAGAACAGCGGCAGCGAGGCGGAGGAGUCCAGCUCGGACAGCUCCGACCAGAACUUCGGCAACGACGACGCCUACGUGCCCAGCUCGGUCUGGCGCAGCUACGUGACCCGCACCAAGAGCCGUGAGCAGAAGGAGAACGGCUCGGAGGCAGGCCUCGCCCGCCAGGCCAGCCAGGAGGAGCCUGCGGCCUGCAAGCUGCCCUUCACCGAGGAGACGGCCAAGAACAAGGUGGCCUCGUGGCUCAGCGCCCUGCGGGUGGAGGACUCCACCGUGGACUCCGACAGCCGCUCCUCCUUCAAGUUGGCCGAGGGCGGCGGUGGCGGUGCCGGUGCCGCUGGCGCCGCCGGCGACCCCAAGGCGCCCAAGGACGAGGCGCCCAGGGACGACGCCGGCCGGGACGACGCCAAGAGGGCCCCCAAGGAGGAGCUGCCCCCCCCCAAGGGCGAGGAGGGCGUCAAGGAGGAGUCCAAGCCCGCCGAGGCGCCGGCGGCGGCCAGGCCGCAGGGGAAGCAGGAGGGGGAAAAGAAAGACCCCAAGGCCGAGCCACCCGAGGUCAUUAACAUCAAGAAUCCAGAUGCACCGGCUCACCUCAAAAUAUCUUCGCCGUUUGACAAUUCUUCCCGGAACUUCGGCUACAACCCCAGGCCGGCCCGGAGCGAGGGCAUCCGCAGACCCGUCAGCAAGACCACCCUGCUCCAGGCAAGGCGUAACUCUGCCCCGGUGCCCGUGUCCAAAGACGAGGUGAUGACGCUGUCGAGCAGCUCUGACAGCGAGAUGGACACCGGCACCCAGACCAGCGGCAGCCGCAAGCAGGCGCAGGGCCAGGCACCCGCUGCCGGCAACGACAGCGACGACAUCCAGACCAUCUCCUCAGGCUCCGACGAGGCCUACAGCAAGAAAGACGAGGUCGAUCCGAAGGAUGCAGACAGCGCCAACAAAAGGCAGGUGGCAGUCAAAUCGACCCGGGGCUUCGCCCUGAAGUCGACCCACGGGAUAGCGGUCAAGGCCAGCAACAUGGAGAAGGGCGAAGGAGGCAACGGGCGCAAGAGCACCCGGCAGUUCUACGACGGCGAGGAGUCUUGCUACAUCAUCGACGCGAAACUGGAGGGCAACCUGGGGCGCUAUCUGAACCACAGCUGCAGCCCCAACCUCUUUGUGCAGAACGUCUUUGUGGACACGCACGAUCUCCGCUUCCCGUGGGUUGCCUUCUUCGCCAGCAAGAGAAUUCGUGCUGGGACCGAGCUGACCUGGGACUAUAACUACGAGGUGGGGAGCGUGGAGGGCAAACAGUUGCUGUGCUGUUGUGGCUCUACAGAAUGCAGGGGACGCCUGCUCUAGACCCGCCCGCCUGCUCCAACACACUUCCUCGUCCAUCUCAAGCUCGGGGAGGGCGAUGGGAGGCUCUCCCCCGACCUCCAGCCCUGCCCCGGACACCUUUGGAAGGACUCGCCCUUGGACAUUACGUGGAAUCGACCAGAUCCUCCCUCCCUUCCUUCCCCAUCUCGGCUCCUGAUUGUGUGAGCAGCAAAUCCCCUCUGCCAUCCCGGGUGGCUUCUUCCUGCUGAUCGGACGGCCCUUGUGGGUGGUGGGGGGGGGGGGGUUCCCCCUUUCCACCCGCACCUCCCACCCCCCAACGCCUGUGGUUCCGGAAAAGAAGUACCUGCCAUGUCGAGCAAGGGGCCUCAGACUUAAUGCGGACACUUGCUGAAGAGCUGUGGGUGUGAUCUGCUCCCUUCCACACACACACACAAACACCGCGCCCCCCCCCCCCCCCCACCCCC